AGGGCUACUCUCUUCCCCCUGCAUGUUCUGAUGAGCCUGGGGGUAUGAACCAGACUGCCAACACUGUAGCAGUCAAGCACAUUGAAACACCUCAACCUCCUCGUCUUCAGGAUAGCCUCAACCCCCGUGCUGGAAGCCAUGUCUUGCACACAGAGAACAACUUUGAACAGGAAAUAUUUUCUGGAAUAGCCAAACAGGUACAUCAGCGUGAUCCACGGAACCACGAUCGCAUCAUCAUGGACAACAAUUCAGAGUACCAAAAGAACCUUCAAGACUUUUUCCCCUGUGGUCCAGAUAAGUGGACGAAGGCUUCAGCAGCAACCAUGCACAAUGAGACACAAGGAAUGCGACGGGUGGAGAAAGGUGCUCGGCGGUGGGUGGACCUGCCUACCACUGCUGACUAUGCCACAGAGGUGGGUCUGAGACCUCCUGACUACAGCGGGAAAGACACAGAGGUGCCCAGACAGCAACCCCUCUACAACCCUAUGCCUGAGCUCUCCUCCUUACGCUACGCAGUGGAGGGAUGGAGGAGCGCCUGGAAGAUCAGGUGGUCUCCUUGUCAUUAAAUAUUGAUGUUCUCUAAGCAUUUGUCAAUAUCACUGUGCUGUUAAGCCUAAUUUAUUUCACAUCGUUACACUACAGCAUGCCCAGACAUACUCCAAAGUUACUGUAUAUUGUCACAGAAGACAAGCACUUCAGUUUGCUCUUUAAUCUGAGGAGGCUGUUCCUUCCUGUUCUAGAGAUCACCUGGCAGAGUGUGACUAUUGAAGGGCUGAAGAGGGCCCUUAAAGACCUGCACUACUACGUUCGCCUGUCAGCCAUAGCCACUUGUGCAUCAGGGGCAGUGAACAGACCGAGGGAAGAGCAACAUCCCACAGAUACAGGUCAGUAUGGCCGUGUGUGGGACAUCCAGCCAGUUCCUCAGGAGCUCCAGCCACUUCUUCUCCUGGCUCUCGACGACCCUGUGAAGAGAGUUCAGAUGGCAGCAGCAGUGUGCCAGUAUGCCAUGGGCACGCCAGACUCCCGAGCCCGAAUAAUCCUCCGCAAUGCACUACAUCAAGACUCUGCAGGUGUAGGUGCAGACAGCUGGGUGGCAGCACAGUGCCUGGCCAUGGAAGGGGAGCACAGUCGGACAGUCAUUCAGAGACUUCUCUCCCAGCACUUCGUCAGUGAGGUUCAAACAGAUAAUGAACAGUCAGCCGCUCUACUUGCCAGCAUCAGUAGCAAGACAACUCUAGUUCACUCUCUGCUGGCUGAGGAGUUGAAUUGUGCCAACUGGAGGACCAGACUCAUGGCUUGCAACACUAUCUCCCAAUUGAAAGGCCCAAUUAAUAAGGACCUUGCAAACAAGUUGAUCUACCUGAUGUGGAAUGACUGGAGUGGUAAAGUGAAACAGACUGCAGCCCAGGCCCUGGGGAAACUAGGAAUGGGACGAGAUGUGCACAACGAGCUGAGAAUGAAGCUAGAGGAAGGUCCCGCCUCCUGGAAGGUGGAGGCUCUCAUCCUCAUAGCUCAGCUACAGAUCAUGACCGCCAAGCUGCUGCCACCCUUCCUGAAAUGUUUCAAUGACAACUUUGUGGCUGUGAGGAAACAGGCCUGUCUGACUGCUGCAGCUCUCAUUAUGAUGGACAGCAUGGUCUUGAAUCAGCUGAUUCAGCUAACGCAGAAUGACCCAGCAUGGGAGGUUAAAGUUGUUGCAAUCAGUGCUUUAGGGAAGAUAGGUUGCCUCACGCCCACCCUCCAGGACCUCCUCCUCUGGGCAUUACAUCAUGAGGAGGAACCCCAGGUACGCAUCGCUGCCUGUGAGGCCCUAAAGAUCCUUAAAGUGAAGGGACCAGAGCUGCAGCAUCUCCUACAGGAGCGGUUUGUACUGGAACCCCACCCCCAGGUCCAUAGGCAUAUACAGGGGCUCCUCAAAAACUAUGGCUACAGUAUUGAAGGAGACAAGGGCAUGGUCCACAAGAUCAAAGAUCAGGUUCAGAGGCUAUGCACCAAGCGCAUCAUCACAGACAAAGUGCUGUUGAUGGAGAAGCUGGAGGACAUGUACCAGCAGCAGAGGAAGUAUCUGGUAAAUGAGAGCCAGCCGGACACUACGCCAAUAUCACGGCUGCUGCAGGAACGCUACAACAGGAUGAAACAUUGCCCUUCCACAGUAAGGCCGACUCACUCCUCAGAUUCCUCUGUGACUCAGUCCUCCUCUAAAUGCAAGCUUGAAUCAAGCCCUGUCAACAAAUCCUCUUCAUCUGCUUAUCAAGAUCAUCAAAACUCUGCAUCAUGUGACAGUGGAGAAACCUCAGCACUCCAAGAAAAUGAAGAUAAAAUUUCAUAGAACCAUGGCCGCAUAAAAUAAAUACAGUAUUUGUUGACUAAGAAAUGCAUGUUUGCUUUAGUGGUACUAGGGGAUUUUUGUAGUUGUAAGGGAUUGUGAAGGGGUUGAUUUACUGUCAGGUAGUGGUGUUAUUGAUGGAGCUGUGCUGCUGGCUCCUCCACUGCUGAACCUGUUUGCAGUUGUUCCACCUCUGUCACCUGGGCCAGGAGCUGAGCUACACCAUUGUUCUAAGAGAGAGAACAACAUUUCUGUGGGAAAUACUGUAGGUCAGAUUAUGACUCUGAUAUGCAUAUUGGAACAUAUAUAUUGCGCAUUACAGGGCCACAAAAAUAGUUGUGAUGAGCUUGGGUAUGUAAACUCUGUGGAGGAUAUACAGUAUAGUGCUCCUUAAUAGAAUGGACACCACUUUGACUGCGACACAAUGUACGGGUGUACAGUGCAAUAUGUAUGUUCUAUUCGCAUCUGACCGGUAUUAAACAGAUUAAGGGCCACAAUAAUAAAAGCAACGACCCUGGGUGUGUAAACUCUACAUUUUAAUAUAGUAUAAGUAUAUCCUAUCGAUUCUUUUGCAUAUACAGUGUGUACAGGACAGGCCUCAUUCUAAAAGAUUCCAAAAAUCAUUGACCCCGACCCGGAAGUGCUUAGUUAUUCUUGCUGGCUUCACAGUGGUCUGGCUACCUGCCUCCUGGUUAGCUAGAUAACUAACUAGCUAGUCUUGGGAUGGCUGCAGAAAGAAUCAUAUCAGCAGUUUCAGACUACCCAGAAUUAUAUAA
Molecule: messenger RNA, 3102 nt
Organism: Coregonus clupeaformis (lake whitefish)
Lineage: Eukaryota; Metazoa; Chordata; Actinopteri; Salmoniformes; Salmonidae
Product: HEAT repeat-containing protein 4-like
Exons: 14
Coding region: 644-2329 (561 amino acids)
Molecular function (GO): oxidoreductase activity
Source: RefSeq, a predicted model, not a curated record